GUUGAAGUUGCAUGCAUGGUUGAGUCAGAGUUGUGUUUUAAACUACAACACUAUUAGUUAACAGUCAUCUAGUAGGCUAAUCACUGAAUCUGAUUUUAUUCAUUUAGAGUCUAGUAUUAAGUUUUAAUUUCAGUUUACUGUGAAGCUUAAUUGCUGUAAGCUGACUUCUCAGAUCCCUCCUUGAAAUGAAAGCGGGCGGGCUCCACUGUGGAUGUGCCAGAUGUUUCCCUGUGCGUGUCCGGAGGCGGGUGCGAAAGCGUGCGCCUGCCGUCGUCCCGCUGCUGUCUCUUCCUGAAGAGCUGCUCCUGUGUGUCCUCCAGUGUCUCUCCGCUGAGGAUCUCCUCGCCGUCAGAGCUGUUCAUUCUCAUCUCCGAGACGUUGUUGAUGGUAACUCAAGCGUCUGGGCACGAGUGAGCUUCAAAGACCGAUGGCCGGCCCCUGACACCGUUUGGUUGUUUGAGAGAGCUGCGGAGAAGGGGAACUUUGAAGCUGCUGUGAAACUAGGAAUUGCGUAUUUGUACAAUGAAGGACCUUCGCUCAGCGAGGAGGGCCGUGCCGAUCUGUGCGGCCGCAUGGCAGCGCGCUUCUUCAGUCUGGCCGAGAGCCUCCGGUCCCCACUCUCAGACCCCUUCAUCUGGCUCUUCAUCCGGCCGCCGUGGUCCACGUCUGGAGGCUGCUGUAAGGCCGUGGUGUACAACCGACUCCAGGCCGAGUGUGAGACCAACCUGGGCCUGAGAGGGCCGUUACUGUACUGUCUGGCUCGAGUCCUUCAGCUGUUUGACGAUGAGGAGAAGCGUGGCGAGGCUGCGGUGAUGCUGAAGGAGUCGGCGCGCUGCGGGAGUGUGCAGAGCUCGUAUCUGCUGUGGGAAAUGAACCGCGGGAUGUCGUCGGCUGAUCCCGGCAGGUAUCUGCAGUGCAUGCGCACGCUCCGGGACUAUGCUGCUAAAGGAUGCUGGGAAGCUCAGCUGGCAUUUGCAAAGUCAUGUGGAACCGCAAGUCCUCUGGGUCUGGAGCCGCGGGCCUGCGCUGAACUCAUAGUCCAGUUCUUCCACUCCGGACCGUCACCCCUGAGAUACCCCAAACACCUGCAGGGACAGGACAUCACCACGAAGAGGUAUAUUCUGGUGGACUGGCUGGUGGAGGUGACCACCAUGAAGGACUUCUCCAGUCAGGUGCUGCACGUGACCAUCGGCUGUGUGGACCGCUAUCUGAGCCUGCGCUCUGUGCCCAAGGCCCAGCUGCAGCUGCUGGGCAUCGCUUGCAUGGUGAUCAGCACACGAUACAUCAGCAAAGAGAUCCUGACCAUCCGCGAGGCCGUGUGGCUCACAGACAACACCUAUCAGUACGAGGACCUGGUGCGCAUGAUGGGGGAGGUCAUCUCCGUGCUGGACGGGAAGAUACGGACCCCCACAGUGCUGGAUUAUGGGGAGGUGCUUCAGUCUCUGCUUCCUGUGGAGCGGCACAGCUCUCACCUCUUCAGCUACAUCUGUGAACUCUCUCUGCUCUGCUCGCCCCUCACCGUCCCGGGACCGGCCCGACUCGCCAGCGCCGUCCUGCUUCUCACCCGAGCGCUGCACAACUACGUUCCCGUGUGGCCCGUCCAGCUGGAGGAAAACACAGGACUCUCCAAACACGACCUGGUCUCCUGCGCGUUACUGCUCUACGUCAAGUGUUUCGGUCAGGAUGUGCCCAAAGACUACAGACACGAGUCUCUGACCGGAGUCAGGCAGAGGUUUGAGGACGACUCGUAUCAUCAGAUCAGCAGAGACACAGUGAUGGGCUUUAAGGAGCUCUGUCAGGUGCUGGAGGUCCCAGAGGUGGAGCCGCAGGUGGAGGCGCCCAGCGCUAGCAGUCAGCUAGCAGAGAUGCACACCUUCCUGUCCUCUCCCACCAGCAACAGCAAGAGGAGGCGUGAGGACAGCAUGCAGGAGCACCGGGGCAGCUUCCUGGCCACGCCCACAGCCGAACUGUCCACUCAGGAGGAGACGCUGCUGGGAGACAUCCUGGACUGGAGCCUGGACACUUCCUGCUCCGGCUACGAGGGCGACCGGGAGAGCGAGGGCGAGAAAGACGGAGAAAUAUCAGCUAUGGAGGUGCAGAUGGAGCCGGCGGUCGAGUGCGCUGACAGACAGAUGCAUUGUUGUGCUCUCUCCAGCGAUGACGACAGCCUUUGUGAAGAGCCCACCGAGGAGGAGGCGAUGGGUGGGAGCAACAGACCCUGGACAUGCCACCUGUCCUCCUCCUCGAGCACCUACUGCACAGAGCGCCUCAGCUCGGGCUACUCGUCCAUCCAAAGUGUUCCCAGUCCCCCCGUCUCUUCCUCUGUGGUCUCUCCCAAAAAUCCCGCCGGUUUCUGUCUCCUACUGCCGCCUGCGCAAAGGACUCGCCGACAGGUGAAGAGGAAAAACACUGCAGCACACAGCGGAGGAGAGGCGGAGCGCGACGAAGAUGCAGCCAACGUGGCCUUUCUUAGCCUCUGAUUGAUUGACAGGAAGCUGUCAUCACUUAACGCAUCACUUCCUGACCGCCCACCAGGAGCACGUUGGUUCACUGGUGCCGACGGUGUUUAUCUCAGAGCAGCAAGAGUGAGAUAAAGGGCCUGAAAUGUCAAUUUCUGAGCUUUAAAUACGAUUAGAAAAACAUAGGUCAAGUUUUUUCCUUCCCAUAAUGCAGUUCACUUCGGCUCCCGAUGGCGGGAGUGCCUUCACCCGACUCUUGCUGUUGACAAGCAACGGGAUUAAUGCCUCAAAUGUGUUAAAAUCACUGGAACUGUCCCUGUUUCUGAAGUCUUGUGUACGUUGUUACAUCUUUGAAUUUAAAAAGCAUACUGUUUACAUAAAUGGACUUAAAGUUUAUCAAAUAUGUCUUUUACGAAGUUACAUGCAGCUACGGAGAAAACCCACUCAGUCCAUGAAGUUUCAUGUUGACAAAUGCACUGUGUGAACAAAACUGGUUCAUUUACGUGGAUGUUUCUCAUCGCGUAUUUUGAUUAUUUAUCAAUAAUCAAAUUAUUGGACUGAACGACUCCAGUGUUUUUAUAUUUGCGUAUUCGUUUGCGUUCGUCACACAAAUCUUCUGCCAAAGUUCUCGCAUUAACUAUUUUCAUACUGUUUUUCUGCUUGAUACCACUGAAGGUUUGACCUGUGAAACCUAUGGAAGCUUGUUUCCGACACGGAGUAAAAAACUGAUGCUUUAUUUCCUUCUCACAAUUCUGACUUUUUUCCCCCUUUACAUCUCGCAGUUCUGACUUUUUCCCA
Messenger RNA from Carassius carassius (crucian carp), 3257 nucleotides. It is a transcript of the gene ccnf, whose product is annotated as cyclin F. Gene Ontology annotation, molecular function: protein binding; cyclin-dependent protein serine/threonine kinase regulator activity. The record is from RefSeq and is a predicted model, not a curated record. Gene Ontology annotation, biological process: regulation of cyclin-dependent protein serine/threonine kinase activity; mitotic cell cycle phase transition. NCBI's taxonomy places the organism in Eukaryota, Metazoa, Chordata, Actinopteri, Cypriniformes, Cyprinidae. The transcript is spliced from 17 exons. The coding region runs from base 186 to 2480 and encodes 764 amino acids. Gene Ontology annotation, cellular component: cyclin-dependent protein kinase holoenzyme complex; centrosome; cytoplasm.